UAGAUUUACUCAGGCGCACACAGAGAACUGAGAAAAGACACUUGGCCAACCCACUUCCCCUUCCUGUCAACAGCCCGGUUCCUGGUUUUGGGUUCCGUCUUGAAGAUUUCCAUCAUCGGUUGAUCUACUUAUACUCCCGGUCGAAAUGUCCCUUGACUGAAUCGACAGCGCGAAUCAGACACGGGAUUACCUGCCUAGGAUAAAUCAUCAUGGUGUGCGAUGAUUACCGACUCUUUGUGCUCCUCCUGACCACAUCCUCCAUCGUUGCAGCGGUAAGCGAGGAGACUCUACGCUCUCUUAUCGUCUACGCUCUGCUCGGCAGCAACCUAACCUUAUCGCUUGACCAAAAGCUGCUGAGCGACCAGGAUACCUUGCGCUGGACACACAACAGCACAAUCAUCUUCACUAGGUCGUCCGGGGUCGUCCGCCGGGGUAAGCCGACGGACGUCGACGCGGCUGGAUCCCUCCAGCUGCUCAACCUCAGCGACUCCAGUGCUGGGGACUACAAGGCAGACGUGUUGAGGAACAGGGUGCGCGUCAAUGGCUGGAGCGGACACGUGUACGUGGUCGAGAAAGUGUCGAAGCCUGUGGUAACGUUUCUGUGCGGUUCUAGCGGAGCCACGGCCACACUGAAAUGCGAUGUUCUCAACCCGAAGUACGUGGCCUACGCCUGGACCCACGAAGGUCAGCUCCUGACAGGGGAAACAAAGCCCACGCUGAUCGUGUCUUUGGCGAAGUUCAAGGGCGAUAAAGGUUUUAGCUGCAGUGUAAGCAACAGCGCCAGCAUAGCCCAGAGUAACGCUGUCCAGUUCAAGUGCAAGCCGCCGCCGCCGCCACCGCCGCCGCCACCGCCGCCACCGCCGCCGCCUCCGAAGGUCUACUGCUUUAACGCCAGCACAGUAAUGGCCGCCGUGGCUGGAGGAGUCGGUCUGAUUAUGCUGCUCUUCGUCAUCACCGUAGUCGCAUGUUCCCGACAGAAGAAGGCGCAGACGCCGGAACAGCAAGAGGAUCUCCUUAUGGCCCCGGCCGCGAAGCUCUUCAAAACAGACAACGGCAUUCAGGACUAUGAGAUUAUGCAUCCUUCAGGGGAAACCCCAAGACCCAGUCCGAUGCUCAGUCAUGGUCCCUUGCCCACAGUCUACAGCCAGGAGGUUGUACCAUCAGUAGCCAAGGCCCAAGAUGAUCUUGGACCCACAUCGACGGAAGUGAAACGAGGACCUUCCCCAGUUCCUAAACCCAGGACAAAAGCCCCUAAGGCCCCUGAGAAAUGAGGAAUCAGCUCCAGCAUUUAUGUCAACAGAUGAUUUGAUAAUUAUCAAGUUGCAUUGUUUGCUAUAUUAUUGGGUAAAUGUUUAUCUGUGAUUAUUAUUAAGUAAUUGUUGAUCUGUAAUUAUUAUUGGAACAGUUUAUCUGUGAUUAUUAUUUGGCUAUAUUGCUUCUGUCUUCCCCUACGUACCCGGGAAAAUCCCGGUAACUUCCUGAGAAAACACUGUAUCACACUAGUAAUAAUUUCUCCCCCUUUUCAGGUACGUUGUUAAUGUAUAAACCUUGUAGGCUUGACUGUGGUGAGUUGGUGUCAUGUUAAGAGUGUCGAGAGUGUUUAGGGGAUAGAUUGAAUGUUGCGUUUGUGAAGUGUGUGUGUGUGUGUGUGUGUGUGUGUGUGUGUGUGUGUGUGUGUGUGUGUGUGUGUGUGUGUGUGUGUGUGUGUGUGUGUGUGUGUGUGUGUGUGUGUGUGUGUGUGUGUGUGUGUGUGUGUGUGAGCAAAGACCCGCUUGUAAGCUAGAGCUAACUGUGAAGUCGCAUACAUUUUGUAAUAUACUUUGCAUAUUCACUUUUUAUCUCGAUUUCUGUAUUGUUUCAUGCACUGUUUACUUUGAAGGAUUUGAGAGUUUGGCAGUUACCUUGUGCUUAGGCCUGUGUAUUUCUAAAAUGUUAUGUUUUUCAAAGCGAUAACAAAUAAAGUUACUAUCUAGGAAACACCGUA
Messenger RNA from Gadus morhua (Atlantic cod), 1984 nucleotides. RefSeq lists its product as uncharacterized. The record is from RefSeq and is a predicted model, not a curated record. The coding region runs from base 210 to 1271 and encodes 353 amino acids. The transcript has a single exon. NCBI's taxonomy places the organism in Eukaryota, Metazoa, Chordata, Actinopteri, Gadiformes, Gadidae. Gene Ontology annotation, cellular component: membrane; cell-cell junction.